CUUCAUGCAUUUGCGUCUAAGCACCUUCAGCUGCAGCAUUUCUGCAUUUGCUGAUAGCUUUGCAAGAUAGAACUGGGAAACCUUCAGCAGCAGCAUUGCAAAUGCUUCCGAGUUUGAGAGGAUUUUGAUUCUUGAUUUCCCAUAGUGGUAGUAGUAAAAAGGCUCAGUGCAAAUGAUUGUGUGCCAGCAGCACCUACCUUGUUAGGGCACAAAAAGACCUUUCCAACUUUUGCUUCGGCUUUGACUCAUCACUCAUGUCCCCGUUGUUCUGUUACAUUAGGACAGCAGAAGAUUCACAGCACACCAGCUCAGCUCCAGUCCUCGCACACUGUCCACUCUUCCGCUCUACUACUACUACCCUGCUCCACCUCCAUGCAUGGGAUGGGCAGUCAAAGAAGUCUUCUCCUCCUGGCUCUCCUCUUCCUGACGCUGGUCGCCGGAGAAGGCGACGGCGCACUGUCCGCCGCGGCCGGCACGGACGGAGCCAAUGCUACCGACUUGAGGCCACCGGCCAGCGCGCCGCUCGACGUGCGGGCGAGGAAGUGGUGGCGGUUCCCGGCGACGGAGGGCCUCGUGGGCAGCGAGCGGCGGGUGCCCAACUCGUCGGACCCCCUGCACAACCGCUGAUGCCUGUGUCAACAGCCUGUCAUCCGUGCUGCUUCCUUCAACCUCUGCUGUUAGUUACCGUACCUCUGAUCCGGUGCUUUCUGGCUGCAGAUUGUGGCUUUAGUGUUCAGGCUCAAGAGAAUUGAAUUGCGUAUACGAGUAAAUGUAGCUGAUUUUGGUUUAGCUGGUUUGCCAUUUCGAGCGCCUGUAAUCACAAAUUCAUCGGCAGUUUCCACCGUGUGUAUAUAUAAAUUCCCUGAAA
This is a messenger RNA of Sorghum bicolor (sorghum), 868 nucleotides long. RefSeq lists its product as uncharacterized. Bases 373 to 627 code for a protein of 84 amino acids. The transcript has a single exon. Lineage: Eukaryota; Viridiplantae; Streptophyta; Magnoliopsida; Poales; Poaceae. The record is from RefSeq and is a predicted model, not a curated record.